This is a messenger RNA of Mercenaria mercenaria, 5941 nucleotides long. Its product is annotated as EF-hand calcium-binding domain-containing protein 6-like. The transcript has 26 exons. The record is from RefSeq and is a predicted model, not a curated record. Lineage: Eukaryota; Metazoa; Mollusca; Bivalvia; Venerida; Veneridae. Gene Ontology annotation, molecular function: calcium ion binding. Bases 290 to 3703 code for a protein of 1137 amino acids.
UGGUAGCUAGGCGAUUAUGUACACUAUACAUGGUUGUUUCGGUCUUAAUGCUUUAAUUCUCUUUAAACAGGUGUCGAUUUCCUUGUAAUUAGCAAUAUUAAGCGGAUUCAACCUUUCGAACGUUUAAAACAAUAGAUAGUUUGAAUCAUUUGCAUUUAGUCUCGCAAAAACGGGUUUUCAGUGUAAACAAAUACAAGUGUAAAGUAUGGAUUAAAUAAUACAUAUUUGCACUCCAUUUAGUGUAACUUGCUCAAAGUAGGAAUACACAGAUUAAGAAAUUUAACAAAAUAUGACGAGUGUGCCAAUUCAAAGGGCCGUAUCGGCAUCGAGUCCGGUUGGGACACCAGGACGGCUACCCAACUUACCGGUGAUUGAACAUCCAAUGUCCAGAUUAGGGGACAGAAAUGACUUAGCAGUUAGAGGGUCUGCAACCUACGCUGGAGGUCGGAAAGGGGACCUAACUCCACGUGGUUUGCAAAGAAGCAAUACUGAUGUUGGAACUAGGAACAGAGAAGGUGGUGCGAAUGAUCUAAGAAAAAGUUCCCCGGAUAGAAUUCUUAACUGGCCACCAGACCACACAACAUAUAGAACUAGAUCACACCAAGCUGUAGAGCUGUCACCACCUUUCAAAUACAAAGAGAAGCCAUAUGAAGGUAUUUUGCCUGAGAUAAAUCCAGCAGCAGAAGAUAGAGGAGACAUACCGGACAAAGUCGACAAAUUCCCAAGAGUUGGACAGAUACCGAAAUUACCCCCCUUGCCAAGCAUAUCAGAGCAAGAAGAGUUCUUGAAAGGGCCAGGAAAACCGUUCAUCAAAAGCAAGGAGUACAAUUAUCAACCGCGGACAACACAAGAGUUGAUUGAGCUAAUACGGGAGAAGUUUGGCACUGGGUAUUAUGGCAUCCGACAUUUGUUUAAAUCUAAUGACCCGACUGGAAAAGGAGCAGUGUCCAGAGAGGCUUUACAAAGGAUAUUGUACACACUGUGUGGUUACAUAACACCUGACCAGUAUACAAAACUACUCAGAGCAAUGAAUUUAGAAGGCAAAACUCCUAUUCCAUUUGAAACAUUUGUCCAAUACUUUAAGGACACUGAGGACAAAAAGAACUGGGUGAGUGCACUACAAACAGCCAGCUUGCAUUCAUCAGAGACCCAUGUACCAGAGGGUUACCUAAGACGCGGAGAUAUGAGGGUUCAUGAUCCUUACACUUCCAUGCCGUUCUCUGACGCCAUAUUCAAAGAAAAAUGCAAAUCAAAACACUUCGAUGCACAUAGGGUAUUUCCAGCAUCAGUGUUUGAGACCAACGGUCUUAUACUUCCACCACAACUACGAGAGGCCUAUGCUACUUUAGGCAUUUACAUGACAGAUGAUGACUUUAAUAAACUAUGGCAGAGGUAUGACAAGGAAGGGACCGGGGCACUUCAUACAGAACAUUUCUUCCGCUUAGUUGGUUUGGACUCCCAAGGGCGCCCUCGACAGACAGCACCCUACACACCGCGCGGAGCUGCAUAUCCAAAAUCGAAACAGCGGCCUCAUUCCGAAAUAGGUCACACAGAUGGCAUUGACACGUCUAUGGAACUUCAGAAAAUUUUGAAGAAAGAAGGUGUCGAGGAAAUGCCCAAAACAGACAGACAAAGGAUUGAAGUACCAACAGCUAAAGAGGAAUCUGAUUCUGCUAAAGAGGAAAUAAAACCUGAGGAAGACACAGGGAGAAAAAUUGAAAUAAAAAAGACACCAAAAGCAUCACCAAAACUUGAUAAUAUUAUAGACUGUUUACACUAUAAGUUUGAAGAGUCGUAUCAAGCUAUGCUUACAGCUUUCCUACUGUUUGACUUCCUUAACGAUAGCUAUGUGUCAAAGAUAGACUUUAGACGCGUUCUCCUGGAAUUUGGAUUUUUCAUUUCACCAUCUGAACUAGAUCAUUUUCUGAAAAAGAAUGGUAUGCGAGCUAUUAAAGGACAACUCAAUUAUCGCGAGUUCUUGAAUAAGUUCCAGAGUAAAUCCUUAAACAGUAUCAUGGCACGGACUGCUGUAGACACAACACACCCAUUCCAUGGAGAAGGAUCAAACGGAUCGACGACUUUAACGGCUGAUGCUUUAGAAGCCAGACUGCUCGAUCAUUUCCAUGGAGAUUUUAUUAAAAUGCUCGCACACUUCAGGCAAUGUGACAAGUACAAUAUAGGCAUGGCAACUAAGCACGAGUUUCGUGCUGCCAUAGAGAAAAGACUGGGAUAUUCCAUGACAGAAAUGCAAUGGGAACAACUCAAAGCAACUGUUGGCGAAGAUAAAGACGGUCUUAUACCCUACACAAAAUUCCUGGAAUUCUUUGAUAUUACCCCUGGUUCAUGGAAUUUUAAACAAGAAGGUAAUAUACAAGUAGCGCAGGUACCUGCGUCUGAAAUGCCGAUACCUGUACAAGUAGAAAGGUUAAAAGACAGAGCAAAAACAGAAAUGAUACCACCGCCACCUCCUCCACCUGACAGUGCUGCUGGCAAAAUACGAUCUCUUGAAGAAGAUAAUAGACGAAAGGCAAAAGCGAUAAAAACUAGAAUUGACGAGCUGUUCAAAAACAGAUUCCAUUCAUUCGACAAGCACUUCAAAGCAAUGGAUAGGCGGAUGACUGGAAGGAUGAGCAAGUGGCAAUUUGGCGCUCUAUUAAAAAUGUGCGGCUUAUCAUUGCAUCCGCAGGAACUUGACAGAAUCUGGGCAACGCUGAAUGUAUCUACUGACGGCAUGUACAGUUAUAGCACACUUAUACAGCAUUUUAUAAACUAUAAAAUUCCACAUGAACAAAAGGAAACAGUUAUAUUUGAAAAUAUGUUUAAUGUUGAUGAGGCUGAGGAGAUAUGGUAUGAUUCGUCAGAAGACACCAAGGAACUUGUAGAAACUGCCCGCCGUAUUCAGAGAGAGAGACGAGAAGAGCAAAUGAAACGCGAUCAUUUGGCGCGACAGAAGGCCAGAGAAAACAAUGAAGAAUGGAAACCGGAACUACCAACAUAUCCAGACAAAGACAGUCCACGUGCAGUGACUGCAUCUACCACUAUAUCACAUGCUUCAGUUCCGAGUAUUCCGGCGUCACGUGCAUCGUUUGCAAGUGUACAAAGUUCCCGGACUAAGUCACUUCUAGUCAAAAUACGUACUGAUGUUAUCAACAACUGGGAAGGGUUAAAAUCCGUGUUCAAAUAUGUAGACCGAAACGGCAGUGCAUCUAUUCCUGUGAAUGAAAUGCGGGAGAUAAUGUCAAGUAUGCAGUUCAGUUUGGAUGAGGACGAAAAGGCGGAGCUUUGUAAACGAUUUGAUUCACAGAAAAAUGGAAGGUUUAACUACCUUCAGUUCAUGAAAUGUUAUGCGCAGCGUAAGAAUAAAGAGAACCAGCCAAAGGCACAGAUCUACAGCAAAUUCACCCAUCAACUCCAAGCACAGACAUUAAUCAAGGGCAAACACAGGAGGCCGACUGUUCAACAAGUUAUUGAAAUGAUGUGUGAGAAGCUGUUCAGAGAACAUCGCACAUUAAGACGCGCAUUCAAGAAGCUUGAUCAGGGACAUAAAGGUUAUCUGAACAUGAAAGACUUCCGGAAGGCACUCAAAGAAUGUAAUAUCAACUUCACAAACGAGGAUUUCUACCAUCUACUCACUGAAUUUGACCAAAAUAUGGACGGGAAGAUAUCUUACGAACUGUUCUUAAGGACAAUGCUUACAGUUUAAAUGUUGAUGUAUGAUAUAAGCAAUAUGGCCAAAUAUCUUACUGAUUUUUACUGCCAAACUACCAUUGUAUAAAUUGUUUUUAAAUUCACGAUACCACUAUUUUCUGUGGUAAUUCUCAUACUUUGUAUUUGUUGUGAUUUUCAGGAGGGUCAGGGCAAUUUUUCUUUAGUUGUCCCUUGUUUCCCAUGUAGGCAACUUUGCCAUAUCAUUACGAAAUACUGAAAAUACUAACCACUGAGUAAUAGCUGUUAUAGGGGUCUUUUAUAAAUAUGGACUAAUAAACCAUGACAUUAUUAGAGUGUGUAAUAACUUUUACAACUGUUGAUAAUAUAUUGAUAUCAAUUGCAUGAUUUCGCACUGUCCGAGGGUGGUCGUAUUGGCCAAGGCAGACUGCCAGAGGACAAAUAAUAUGACCAAUAUGAAAUCACUUCAUAAAUGAUAAUCUUAUUAUUGAACACCGUAUUUUCCCCUGAAUUUAUCCAAUCAAAACGCUUUCAUCCCAUAUUGGCCUUGUUUUCUGGUAUUCGUAUUGAUCCUGAUUUUCUCGUACUGACUCAGUUGGCUCAAUCUGUUUCAUAUUAUAUAUAAACAGUUUAUCCAAUAUUGCAUAGUUGAAUAAUAAAGUAAUAUAAUGGUUUCAAACAACUAUGUAAGGUACAGAUGUGAUACAGACAUGGUCACAAUCAUACCUGCAUGUUCUGGAGAGUCAAACAGUGGCCAUUAUUUACAAGCAAGUUCACUGCAAUGGUUUAUAUUGAAUAUGAAACUUCUGUGGACCCGAGAGUCAAGUGAUAUCAGACCACAUGGAUUUGAAAACAGAAGUAACUGUACCAGAAUAUAACAUGGCUCUGAUCACACAUAGUAAGAAAGAGAUUGAAUACAUUAGUUUUGUAAGAAUUGUAUGUUUCAAGGCAGUCUACUGAUAAAUAUAUUUCUUUAUGUGUGUCUUCAGUAUUAUUAUAAAUGAAAAUCAAAGUAAACAGGAAAAAAACUAAUUACGCAAUAUAUGACAAAAUAUGGCAUUUACACACUUGUUAUUAAUGUUCACGCCUUGCAUUUAUCUUAUGUUAAGCUUGAUAUGUAUCUUAUCAUCAUGGUAUAUUUUUGUCUUUAAUAAUCUGUAAAAAGUGAAAUAAAGUUGAGGGUAUCCGCAUGAAAGACUGCUUUUCUUAAAGAAAAACUCUUUAAGCAGACAUUGUAUGGCUCAGGCUUUAUCCGUAACCUUUCAGAGCCACCUAAAAGUAAAUGAAGAGCUUUGUAUAGCUUAAGAGACAAAGAUCAAACGUUUUCAUUGACGAUUUCACUACAGGCAGUACUAGACAAACUAACAGUCCACUCGCGGACAAGCGCAAAUCUAUAAACAUUGUUACGUUCAUUAAUCACCUUUAAACAUCACAACAUAAUGGUGUUUAAAGGAUAUAUGAUUUUUUCUGUUUAAUGUUUGGUAGGAGGACAACUGUAUUCUCUUACAAAAUGUUACAAAAACAGUUGUGCACGUGUGUGUCCUGGCUUAUAUACAGAAAUUAUAAAACACAAUCAUACUUCUUAAACUGUUCACAGUUUUAUUUUAUUCAAAUAAUUUUAUAGGCAAGUUAAACAUUUAUGUUUAGAUGUUGCAUGAUUAUCAGUGCAUCUAGUGCUUUUUAUAUAACUGUGAGAAAGCAGAAAAUGCUGUGAUGUUAUUGCAGUUAAACAGUACAAUUUGUACAGGAAAAUUUUAUUUUUUGUUAUGUUUCAUUGUUAUUUUUAUGAAGAGUUUAAGUUAGUGUAUCCUUAUAGUAGGAGGGCUCUCACACUAGAGAUUCAUUUUGAACUUGUUUAUCUACUGAAAUUUACUAAAUUUACAUAAUUUAUGCAUAAUCAUUAUUGUUUAGGGUUACCUGUAUAAUAUGCACCAUAAUGUAAGGUCUAUUUUGAAUUAGAAUACAAACUCCUACAGCCCAACUUGUGUAGGCAAACAAAAUUUGUGCGGUGUAAAUACAUUUACAAAAACUACAAUGGAAAAAACUACAAGAGAACAUUUUUGUCUAUAAUAAGAAUAAAUAUGAGAUUAUACGAGAAUAAAUAACAGAUGCUUAUUAUCUUAAAAGAUAUAUCUACAACUGCAGAAGAUGGCUGUAGUUCAGUUGUUCAUUUAGAAUUUGUUGAUCAGGCUGUGAUUUUACCAAAGACCCUUGGAGACAACUCUGUGAUACUUUAUUUAUUAUUACAGAAAUAAAUUAUCUGUUUCAAACUACA